AUGGCACCCCCUGAGGAUAAUGAAGUUCCUGCUCAAGCAAAUGCAUGUGCUUUGAUAAAUCCUAAUUUAAGAUUACCACCGGAAUUAAACCUUCUCACUGGUAAUAUAGCGGAGAAUUAUAAAUCAUGGAAGCGACAAGUGGAAAUUUACCUGAUUGCUAGCGGUACGACGAAACUACCGGAGGAAAUUCAGACGGCGACGAUUAUCAAUUGUGGAGGUGAGAGACUUCUUAAAAUUUAUGAUCAUUUUGAGUGGACACAAGAUGAAGAUAAAAACAAGCCUGGUGAUGUAUUUAGCAAGAUCGAACAGUACUGUAAUCCUCGUAGAAAUGAAGUGGCAGAAUCGCACAAAUUCUGGAGUACCAAGUAUGUGGAACCUUUUGACCAGUUUCUUACCGAGUUAAGAAUAAAAGCGGCAUCAUGUAAUUUCAAAGAAGAGGAUCGAAUGAUUAGAGACAAGAUUGUAUUCAGUUGCUCAGGAAAAAUGCAACAGCUUCUUCUUAGGGAUGAUGACUUGGACCUUAAGAAAACAAUCAAAAUUUGUCAGUCUUAUGAACAAGCGAAUAGACAAGCAGAAGAAAUGAAGAAGGAAAACCAGUCUAGUGUACAUAAAGUUAGUGAGCAUCAAACUCCAAGAAACAGAAAAAGUACAAACAAGUUCCCUUACAAGAAAACAGCACAAAGUACACCACAAGACAGAGGAGAGAAAAUGUGCAAAUUUUGUGGAAACAAACAUGUCUGGAAGAAAGAAUUAUGUCCGGCAUGGGGAAAAACUUGUAAUAAAUGUCAUGGACGAAAUCAUUUCAGUGUGAAAUGCAAGAAAGUGCACCUGGUAGAGAGAAAUCGGUAUGACGAGUCAUCUGAUGAAGAUGAACACUGGCUGAAUGCUGUGAACUCGCUGAACUGUAAUAAUAAUUCAUUAACGGCAGUUAUGAAUGUGAACAAUUGUGACGUACGUUUCCAAUUGGACAGUGGUGCACAAACCAAUACGAUCCAAAAGAAGUAUGUUCGAAAGGAACAAGUUCGUCCGUCCUCAUCGACUCUGCGCGUGUAUGAUGCAGCACCUUUGAAAACUUUAGGAGAAGUAGACCUGUGUGUUACAAACCCAAAAUCUGGAGAAGUGGUGAAUGUGACAUUUGCAGUUGUAAGCAAUAAACUUCAGAGUUUAUUAGGACUUGAUGUUAUAAAGAAAAUGAAUCUCAUCACAGUGAAUGGUGAAAAGUUUAUCUGGAAGCUGAAUACCACAUCUAAAUCAGAAUUAGGUGACCUUGGAGAAGCUACACUUGUAAUAGAUAGCCAGAUCCAACCAAAAACUCUCCCAUGUAGAAAACUCCCUCUCGCUAUCAAAGACCGUGUGAAAGCAGAACUUGACAGUCUAGUUGACAGAGGAAUCCUUAUUCCAGUUACAACACCUACAAAAUGGGUAAAUCAGAUGGCAGUAGUACACAAAGCCAAUGGCAAAUUGAGGAUUUGUCUUGAUCCACAAGCUUUAAAUUCAGCAUUAUUGCGUGAACACUAUAAACUACCUGUACUUGAUGAUGUGCUACCCAAGCUACAAAAUGCAAAGCUGUUUAGCAAGUUAGAUGUAAAAGAGGCAUACUGGCAUGUUAAGUUGGAUAAUGAAUCCAGUUUAUUGACAACCAUGAUCACCCCAUUUGGUCGAUACAGAUGGCAGAGACUCCCAUUUGGAUUAAAAGUUUCUAGUGAAAUUUUUCAGAGAAAGUUGACUGAAGCUCUGGGUGAUAUUGAAGGUGUUUUUACCAUAGCGGACGAUAUCAUUGUUACUGGAUGUGGAGAUACUAUUCCAGAAGCUGAAAGAGACAACAAGGAAAAACUGAAACUCCUGUACUCAAGAUGUAAUGAAGCAAAGAUCAUCCUGAAUGACGAAAAAAAAGAAAUCGGACUCCAAGAAAUUACUUUUCAUGGGCACAAAGUAACUAGCAAUGGAGUGAAAGCAGACGAUGGAAAAGUGAAAGCCAUUGUCGACAUGCCUAGACCAACUGAUGUGUCAGGUGUAAGAAGAUUUUGUGUUAUGGUGCAGUACAUGGCCAAAUUUAUACCGAGCUUAUCCACAACUCUGGAACCACUUAGAAAACUCACACGCAAAGACACUCACUGGAAGUGGACUGACAAGUGUGAAAAGGCAUUUACUGAUAUCAAGAUACAGCUAACCUGUACUCCUAUUCUAGCCUACUACAAUCCUGAUCUGGAAUUGACUGUACAAACAGACAGCAGUAAAGAUGGUCUUGGAGCUGUUCUUUUACAAGGUGGAAAGCCAAUUGAAUACGCUUCGCGCUCACUCUCUUCGUCACAACGAAAAUGGGCUCAAAUCGAGAAAGAGGCCUUAUCCAUUCUAUUCGGACUGGAAAAGUUUGACCAGUACACCUAUGGAAGAAAAGUGAUUAUUGAGAAUGACCACAAACCUCUAGAAGUUAUUCUGAAAAAGCCCUUAUCAGCUGCUCCACGUAGACUACAGGAUAUCAUGAUGAAAUUGAACAGAUACGAUAUUACUUUCAAGUUCAUCAAAGGUGAAGACCUUGUCAUUGCAGACGCAUUGAGCAGAGCAACAGUAGAAGAUCCAGAUGAUCGCCCACGAAUUAUGAAUGUAUGUUUUGAUCCAGAUAUAUCAGAUGUUCGUCUUGAAGAGAUUAGCAAGGCAACAGAAAAGGAUCCUGAAUUGCAAAGUUUAAUUGCAUACAUCACUACUGGAUGGCCAGAGAGAAAGAAUUUGGUAGAGGAACCAGUGAAACAUUAUUAUGACUUACGAGAUACAUUGAGUGUCCAUAAUGACAUUAUCGUUAAGGGAGAAGCCAUAGUGAUUCCGAAAUCUCUUAGAUCUGAUGUUAAGUGUCGACUUCACUCAGCUCACCUUGGCUAUGAUUCUAUGAUUCGACGUGCUCGUGGAACAGUAUUUUGGCCAAACAUGCAAAGUGACAUAAAACAGAUUGCUGAAAACUGUUAUGCCUGUCAGCAGAUGAAAGCUAGACCAACAAAAACCAUGCUUACUCAACAUGAUGAAGGAACCACACCCUGGAACAAGAUUGGAUUGGAUUUUUUUCAAGUGAAAAAUCAUACUUACCUUGUUAGUGUUGAUUAUUACACAAAUUACAUUGAAGUUGAUCUGAUGUCAACAACAACUUCAGUGAAACUGAUUAAAACGUUGAAGAAACAAUUUUCACAUUUCGGAAUUCCUUCAAUUAUUGUCUCGGAUGGAGGACCCCAAUUUACUUCAUAUGAAUUCAGCAAAUUCACCACGGAAUGGGGAAUACGACAUGUUACCUCCUCACCAAACCAUCAGAGAGCCAACGGAAAGGCGGAAUCGGCUGUAAAAAUCAUCAAAAACAUGAUUAUUAAAUGCGACAAGGAAGGAACAGACCAAUUCGAGGCACUCAUGGAACAGAGAAAUACCCCUCGACAAGAUACAGGUCUUAGUCCGUGCGAGAUGAUGUUUGGAAGACCAACUCGAACAAGACUUCCAAAACUAAUACUCUCUAAGACGAGUCGCAAUACAAAACGUGAACAACGGAAGAAGUCGGUGAAACGUUACUAUAACAAAACGGCUUAUGACAAACCUACACUGAAGCAGAACCAAAGUGUUUUCUUUGAAAGGAAAGAAAAGGAAAAAUGGAUUCUUGGCAAAAUUGUUGACUGUCUUCAUAACCAGACCUACAUAAUUCAGUCACAGGAUGGAACAACUUAUCGCAGAAAUCGUCUUCAUAUUAGACCCACUGAAAUUGAAGCAGUAAUAAGAGAUAAGUCCCCAGUGCGCCUGGAAAACAAGAGGAAACCGUUUCAAAAUACACCCCCUGAGAAAACAAUGACCAGCCCAGAACCAGCAAAUCUUCCAGAAAAGAAAAAGCCAAUUGAAACCACAGCUGUAAUCGGUUCAUCUCGCGAAAUAGUGAAUGCAAGUGAUUGUCCUGUGCAAGAAACAUUAUCUACAAACAAUCCGGAACCAACAUUGCGUAGAUCUAUCCGUGCUCGCAAGGAACCUGUAAAAUUAAAAGACUAUGUUCGCCAUUGA
This is a messenger RNA of Ostrea edulis (European flat oyster), 4023 nucleotides long. RefSeq lists its product as uncharacterized. The transcript has a single exon. The record is from RefSeq and is a predicted model, not a curated record. Gene Ontology annotation, molecular function: nucleic acid binding. The coding region runs from base 1 to 4023 and encodes 1340 amino acids. Gene Ontology annotation, biological process: DNA integration. Lineage: Eukaryota; Metazoa; Mollusca; Bivalvia; Ostreida; Ostreidae.